AUGCAGAUGCAGUCACUGUGCAGCCUGCCCAUCAUGCGGUACCAGGAGCCACAGGAGGAGGAUGGGCUGGAGGACAUGACCCAGCUGGAGGACCUCCAGGAGGCUGCAGUGCUGAGCAACAUCCGGACGCGGUUUGAGCGCCAGCUCAUCUACACCUACAUCGGCAGCAUCCUGGUGUCGGUGAACCCGUACCGGCUCUACAACAUCUACGGGAAGGAGCAGGUGCAGCAGUACGAAGGCAGAGCCCUGGGGGAAAACCCGCCGCACCUCUUUGCCAUCGCAAACGUCGCCUACUCCAAAGUGAUGGAUGCCAAACACAACCAGUGUAUCGUCAUCAGUGGGGAGAGUGGCUCAGGGAAGACCGAAGCCACCAAGCUGAUCCUGAGCUACCUGGCAGCUGUCAGCCAGAAACGCAGCACUGCCCCACAGAUAGAGAUCCUGGAGGCGACCCCUUUGCUGGAAUCCUUCGGCAACGCCAAAACCGUGAGGAAUGACAAUUCCAGCAGGUUUGGGAAAUUUGUGGAAAUCUUUCUGGAGGACGGUUUGAUCUGCGGUGCCAUAACCUCGCAGUACCUGCUGGAGAAGUCCCGCGUGGUCUUCCAGGCUAAGACCGAGCGCAACUACCACAUCUUCUAUGAGAUGCUGGCAGGGCUGCCGUCCCAGCAGCGGCAGCGGUACUGCCUGCAGGGCGCCGAGACCUACUACUACCUGAACCAGGGUGGGAACUGCGAGAUUCCUGGCAAGGAUGACGCUGAGGAUUUCCGCCGGCUGCUCAACACCAUGGAGGUGCUGAACUUCAGCGUGGAGGAGCAGAACAGCAUCUUCCGCAUCCUCUCCUCCGUCCUCCACCUGGGCAACGUCUACUUUGAGAAAUACGAGACCGACUGCCAGGAGAUCGCCACGGUGGUGAGUGCCACGGAGAUCCGGACGGUGGCUGAGCUGCUGCAGGUGUCCCCUGAGGGCCUGCAGAAAGCCAUCACCUUCAAGGUGACGGAAACGCAGCGGGAGAAGAUUUUUACCCCUCUGACUGUUGAAAGUGCCGUGGAUGCCAGGGAUGCCAUUGCCAAGACCCUCUACUCCCUGCUCUUCGGCUGGCUCACCGACCGCAUCAACAAGCUGGUGUACCCACGGCAGGAGGCCCUCUCCAUCGCCAUCCUGGACAUCUACGGCUUCGAGGACCUCAGCUUCAACAGCUUUGAGCAGCUGUGCAUCAACUACGCCAAUGAGUAUCUGCAGUUCUUCUUCAACAGGAUUGUGUUCCAGGAGGAGCAGGAGGAGUAUCUCCGGGAGCAGAUCGAGUGGAAGGAGAUCCCCUUCAGUGACAACCAGCCCUGCAUUGACCUCAUCUCCCAAAAACCCUACGGCAUCCUCCGGAUCCUGGAUGACCAGAGCUGCUUCCCCCAGGCCACUGAUCACACAUUCCUCCAGAAAUGUCACUACCACCACGGGACAAACCCGCUGUACACCAAGCCAAAGAUGCCGCUGCCCGAGUUCACCAUCAAGCACUACGCAGGGAAGGUGACCUACCAGGUUCACAAGUUUUUGGAUAAAAACUAUGACCAGGUCCGUCAGGAUGUGCUGGACCUGUUCAUCAGCAGCAGGACCAAGGUGGUGGCCAACCUGUUCUUCGGCCAUGCCCAGGUGUUGGCGCGGCAGAGGAGCCUCAUCAGGAGGAGCAGCACCAGGACACGGCGGUACAAGGCUCCGACCGUGGCCGCACGGUUCCAGCAGUCGCUCCUGGAGCUGGUGGAGAGGAUGGAGAGGUGCAACCCUUUCUUUGUGCGCUGCAUCAAACCCAACAACAAGAAGGAGCCAGGGCUGUUUGAGGCUGACGUGGUCAGGGCCCAGCUGCGGUACUCAGGGAUCCUGGAGACCAUCCGCAUCCGCAAGGAGGGCUUCCCUAUCCGCAUCCCCUUCCUCGUCUUCAUCGACAGGUAUCGCUGCCUCGUUGAUAUGUGGUCCAAUGUCAUUCCCAAUGGACCCAACUGUGUGGAGAUGCUGAGGAGCCUCUGCCCCGUUAACCCCAGCAUGUACUACGUCGGUGUCACCAAGCUCUUCCUGAAGGAGCAGCUGUACCAGGCGCUGGAGAGCAAGCGAGCCCGUGCCCAUCACCUGGCCGCGCUCACGCUCCAGCGCUACGCUCGCACCUUCUUCAUCAAGCGCCGCUUCCGCUCCCUCCGCCGCAAGAUCGUCCUCCUGCAGAGCCGGGCAAGGGGAUACCUGGCCAGGCAGCGGUACCGGCGCAUGCGGCGCACGCUCAUCAAGUUCAGGUCGCUGGUGCACAUCUAUGUGAACCGCCGGAGGUACCUCAAGAGGAAGGAGGAUGCUCGCCGGCGGGCCGAGGAGGAGAAGGAGAGGAUGAAGCAGGAGCUGACGCGGAGGGAGGUGGUGGAUGUCACCCACCUGGAGAUCCCGGCCGAGCUGAUGGGGCUGCUGGAGGCCGCUGCAGCCGCUCGGGAGGUGAAUGCCGGCUGCGUGGUGCUGGUGCCGCCGCCGGCGCUGCAGCCCGACCCCCAGCUCACCCUCCCGCUCGACAUCAAUGACUACCCCAUGGCCAAGUACGUGCGGGGCCACUUCCAGGAACCGGCAUUUGGGAUGCUGACGGCCCCACUGAAAGCCCCCCUCACCCGGCUGGAUGAGGAGCUGUGCCACGAGGCUCUCAGCCUCUUCCAGCUGAUCCUGCGGUUCAUGGGGGACCCGGGGCUGGGCGGCCCUCAGGAGACCCUCUUUGGCAACUACAUCGUGCAGAAGGGGCUGUCGGUGCCGGGGCUGCGGGACGAGCUCCUGGCACAAGCUGCCAACCAGGUCUGGCGGAACACCAACGUCAACAACGAGGAGCGGGGCUGGCUGCUGCUGGCCACCUGCCUCAGCGCCUUCCCCCCGUCCGCCGCCUUCGACAAGUACCUGCUCAAGUUUGUGUCUGACUACGCCUUCGCUGGCUACAAGCCGGUGUGCCAGCGCAAGCUGAUGCACGCCAUGGCCCACUCCCAGCUGGGCGCCGCGGCCGCCCGCACCUUCCCCCCGUCGCUGCUGGAGUGGACGGCGAACCGGCGGCAGGCCAGCAUGGCCCUCGACCUGCACUGCUUCAACGGUGACCAAUUCUCCUGCCCCAUCCACUCCUGGAGCACAGGCGAGGACCUGGCAGGGGAUGUCCUGAAGCACAGAGGGCUGGCGGAGGGCUGGCGUGGCUGGUCCGUGGCGAUGAAGGCGGGUGCCCAGUGGGCUGAGCUGGCUGGACACGACUAUGUCCUGGACCUUGUCUCCGACCUCGAGCUGCUGCGGGGCUUCCCCAGGCAGAAAUCCUGCUUCCUCAUCGCGUGGGACGGGAGCGAGAGCCACAGCAGGGACAGCCGGCCCAUCCUCCCUCUCUGCAGGGUGCUGGGACACGGAUUUGAUUUGGAUGAAGUGCCUCCUCCCCCAGCUGUGAAAGCCCCCACACUGCCCUCCAUAGAGACGUAUCACCCCCAUGAUGGGGAACUGGGGGAGCCACGCAGCCAGAAGGGUCUGGACCGGUACCUGGACAGUCUCUUUGACCCCGUGCUCUCCUACGGCAAUGGGGAGCUGGAGAAGCCAUCCAUCCUCUCGCAGAGGCUGAAGGGAGGAGGUGGCGUGGGAGGGGGGAACAGUGGCACUGAUGCCAACCGGAGCGAACCUCCCGUGGCUGCGGAGACGCGUCAGCCGAGGGGCACAGAGCCAGACCCAUCCCCACAGUGCCGGGCAGAUGUCAGCCAGCCACCCAGACCCUCGGGCAGAGCGGCAGAGGGGACGCCAGCCCAUGUCCCCCACCCCCGGCCAUACUCACAGAAAGCUGCAGCCGUGGGCCAGCGGUGGUCGGGAGAGCCAGUGCAGCAUUCCCGGCUCAACUCGGAGCACUUCCCGCGGCCCACGCACGACAUCCGCAACAUCAUCCGGCAGUGCCAGCCAGCCCCACGCAGCUCCCAGCCCCACAGCAAGCUCUUUGGGAAGAAGCUGGACCCCCACGAGGAAGCCCUGCAGAUCCUGAAGGAGCAGCUCUCAGCAGCCCGGGUGCCAUCAGCUGUGGGGCCCAAGGAGGUGGUGGCUGCGGUGAAGCCGGUGCCAAGUGCCAGGUACCAGCUGCGAGCACCCACAGGGCGUCCUGCAGCCACAAGAGCCCCAGUUUUUGUCUCACGGGAGCUCCCGUCCGAGGAGCAGCAGGUCCAGACCCAGCUGCACCGCAGCUGCAGCGAGGACUUCUACACCUACCACAACGUGCCCUGGAAGAUAUUCAUCCGGAAGGAGGUUUUCUACCCCAAGGACAGCAUCAAUAACCCACUGCUGCUCGACCUCAUCUUCCGGCAGAUCUUCAAUGAUGUGCUGUCUGACACCUGCAUCCGGAUCAGCCAGGAGGAGCGGCUCCGCCUGAAAUCCCUCUUUGCGGAAAACAAGCUGGACUCCUUCAGCCCCGUGGCCACCGAGGAUGUCAAGAGGGAGAUCAUUGCUGCAGCCCGGGAUGGCUGUGAGGUGUACUUCUCCCGCCUCUUCCCUGCCACGGGCAGCGUGGGGACGGGUGUGCAGAUCCUGGCCGUGUCCCACACUGGCAUCAAGCUGCUGCGGGUGGUCAAGGGCACCAACGUCCCCGGGGAGCAGCUGCGGGUGCUGCGGGCCUACAGCUACCCCGACGUGCUCUUCGUGACCACCCCAUCCAGGAACAUGCUGGAGUUCAACCUGCGCAGCGAGAAGCUCAUCCUCUUCUCCCCCAAAGCCCCCCAGGUCAAGGUCAUGGUUGACCACUUCAUCACAGAGCUCAGGAAGGAUUCCCAGUAUGUGGUGGCCGUGAGGAACUACAGCCCGGAGGACAGGAGCCAGCUCAGCUUCCACAAAGGGGACAUCAUCCACCUGCAGUCACUGGAGCACCCUGAGAGAGACUACUACUAUGGCUGCGUGGUCCGCAAGAAGGUGAUGUACCUGGAGGAGCUGAAGACAGGCACCCAGGAUUUUGGGUGGAAGUUUGGGGCCAUCCAUGGCAGGUCAGGGCUCUUCCCUGCCGAGUACGUCCAGCCCGUGGCGGCGCCCGACUUCGUCCAUUUGCCUGCGGAGAGGAAAGAGGAGCCCAGGGACAAGCAGGGCAAGGUGGCGGCUUCGGCGGCCGUGGCUGUGGCCGUGGCCUCCACUGCUGCUGCCCAGGAGCUGGACAGGAAAACCGAGGUGUCCCCAGCCGGUGCCACCUUUGCGGAGGGUGACGGUGUGGAGCAGCUCAGGGAUGUCACCGGGGCCUGUCCCAUGCUGGCCUUCGCCCAGCGGCAUUUCCGUGCGGCACGACGUGGGACCACGGAUUCCCGUGGGAUGAAGAUGCCAAGCGUGCUAGAGAUGCUGACGUUCACCAAGAUUCCUAUUCAGGAGUCACUCAUUGAAUUUGUGGAUGGUGGCCUCAACAAACUGGCUGCUGAGGCUUUCCAAGCUGUGAUGAAGUUCAUGGGUGACCACCCCCUGCGGGGGCAGACAGAGCUGGACGCCGUCUGCACCAUCCUCAAGCUGUGUGCAGAGCACGAGGUGCUGCGGGAUGAGGUGUUCUGCCAGAUCAUCAAACAGACCACCAACAACACCAGCUCCAAGCCGGACAGCUGCCAGAGGGGCUGGAGGCUGCUUUACAUCCUCGCUGCCUACUACAAGUGCUCUGAGGUGCUCUGGCCCUUCCUCCUGGCCUUCCUGCAGGAUGCCAGCAGGCACCCGGAGCUGCCUUUCCACGGCAUCGCCAAAGCCUGCGAGCAGAACCUGAGGAAAACCCAGCAGUUCGGCGGCCGCAGCCUCUUCCCCAGCAGCAUGGAGCUCAAGGCCAUGGUGGCUGGACGCAGCGCCAAGCGCCAGCUCUUCUUCCUGCCCGGUGGCAUCGAGAGGCACCUCAAGAUCAAGACGUGCUCGGUGGCUCUGGAUGUCAUCGAGGAGCUGUGCUGUGAGAUGGGGCUGCAGAAUCCAGAAGCUUUGGAGGAAUACAUCCUCUUUGUGGUAACCGACAGAGGGCAGAGCGUGCGGCCACUGACCCGCCGGGAAUACGUCCUGGACGUGGCUGCCGAGACGGAGCUCCGGGACACCAGCUACACCUUCUGGUGCCGCCGCGUGGUCUGGAGCCAGCCCCUCAAGUUCGACAACGAGCUCUACGUCACUGUCCACUACAACCAGGUGCUCCCUGACUACCUCAAGGGGCUGUUCACCGUCCUGCCGCCGGCGAGGCCGGGAGAGCAGCACUUCCCGCACGUGGCCAAGCUGGCCGCCCUCCAGCACCGAGCCAAGGACCGCCACCACCUCCCCACCGCGCGGGAGAUGCAGGACUACGUCCCUCCGCAGCUCUUCCGCCUGCUGAAGCCGCAGUCCUGGCUGCAGAUGGUGACCCAGCACGUGCAGCAAGCCCAGGCACUCAGCGCCCACCAGGCCAGGGCACAGUUCCUGGGGCUGCUGAGCGCUUACCCCAUGUUCGGCUCGUCCUUCUUCUACAUCCAGAGCUGCAGUAACAACGCCAUCGUUUCGCCCUGUAUCCUGGCCGUCAACCAGAACGGCCUCAACUUCCUCAGCAAGGAGACCCACGAACUCAUCGCCAAGUUCUCUCUGAAUGAGAUCCAGUCCACGCGGACACAGCGGCCGACAGCUGGAUCCAGCUAUCCCUACGUGGAGAUCACCCUGGGAGACCUCCUGGCGCAGGGCAUCACCCAGCUGCAGCUGGAGCAGGGCCUGGAGCUGUGCCGCGUGGUGGCCGCGCACAUGGAGAGGCUGCUGGGUGCCCGGGAGAAGAGGCUGACGCUGCCGCCCAGCGAGAUCACCCUGCUCUGAGCCCGCCAUGGCCUCGGGCCCCCGGCACCCCGGACAGAGGGCACAGUGACCACGGGGUGUCCCCC
Cyanistes caeruleus (blue tit) is the source of this 6848-nucleotide messenger RNA. NCBI's taxonomy places the organism in Eukaryota, Metazoa, Chordata, Aves, Passeriformes, Paridae. The record is from RefSeq and is a predicted model, not a curated record.